AUGAUUUUUAAUAAUAGGAAAAGACCGAAAAAAAAAAAUGGAAUAUAUAUAUGUGCGAUUUUUCUUAUCCUUUCCUUAAUAGUUGAAAUAAACGAAUGUGUAAUAAAAAAUAAUUACAGCAAUAAAUAUUUAUUGAUUGGUUUAAAACCAAAUAAUUUUUUCGAAUGCUCAAAUUUGAAUACAAGAAUAAGAGACAAAACUAAUUAUUUUCCAAUGCAUAACCCUCCAAAAAAAAGAAGGAAAAUCGCAAAAAACGAAAAAUCACAACUUUUCUUUUUAAAUAAUAUAUUUCAAAUUAAUGAAAAGGGUACUAGAGAGAAAAUAAAUAGUUUGUGGAUAAAAAAAGGGUGUAAUGUAUCUGAUUAUAAACGGAAAAAUAUAAAGAUAAAUAAGAAUAGAAUUAUUCCAAUUAAAUUUUUGACAUAUGUAGAAAAACAAAUAAAUGGCAAACAUAUGGAGAUAAAGGCAACAUGCGCUAGUGAAAAUGGUGUUGACAUACAAAAUACAAAUGGUAUAAUUACAAAAAGUUAUGAUUUAAUAAAGCAUAUAAAUUAUGAUUUUAAAGAAGAAUGUAAUGAUAUAAUGAUAAGGACAGGAAAUUUUUUAGAGGUUUCACCUAAUUUAAUAUUUAAAUUUGUUUGUGUAAAAUUAAAUAAGUUAUUUACAAAUUUAUACACAUAUGAUAAUGAAAAUACUCCAUUUUGUAGUACUGAACAUACAUUAAAUAUAACAGAAGAUGUUAUAAAACAUAAUAAAUUUAAAAUAUAUAGUGUUGUGGGUUUAAAAAUACUGCAAUUAUUUUUAAUUAAAUAUUUGAGAAGUAUUAAAUUAUGUAUUCCUCCAGAAGUCCGAAAAAGAUAUAUUUACGAUUUUCUAAAAAUUGAAUAUAUAUCUAAAGUAUAUGAUGAAAAAUAUAAUUUGAUUGAUAAAAAUAUUUUUAAUAAUAUUUCAGACAAACUGAAAGCUAAACUUAUAUAUCUUUAUAUAUCAUUAUACCCCCAAGAUGUUCCAAAUGUUUUAAUAAAAAUAUUUAAAGUAGCUAAUUAUAAAAAUGAAGAUGAACUAUUAUAUAAAUAUAUUAUGAAAUCACAAUUUACAUCGAGAGGUGGAAAAAGGUUUCGUAAAAAUAUAUCGAAAGAAUAUAAAAAAACAUUUUGUGUAGAACCUCUAAUAAAAAAACAUCCUUGUGAAAAUGAUAUAUUAUGGAACCGAUUUUUUUCGAUAAUUAAAAAACAUAAUCCAGAUGUAGUUAAUUCUAAAAAAAUUUUAAGAGAAACCUAUCGUUUGGUUUUUAGUAAAAUAAAUUUUGCAAAUGAUCAAAUAGUUCAAUUGUUUGAAAAUAAGGGUUUCCAUAUUUUUAGUGAUCUACCAUCGAGUUCCAAUAUCGAGAAUAAUGAAAAUAAAGAUGAUGCUUUUGGAAAAACUCAAAUAGCUGAUUCAAACGAUAACAACUCCAAAAAUGAAGAGAUAAACUCCGAACGGGAAAAAAAAAAAAUUGAAAUUAAAAAAAAAUUAAAAAUUGGACAUGAAAGAAAAACAUGUGUAAUAAACUAUAUUACCAAUUUACAAAGUUUUAUUCUUGAUUAUAUAGAAAAAAAUAAAACUAUAUAUCAUAAUUUUUAUGAUUUAAAGACAAAUAUAAAUAUGCCAAAAAAUGCUCAAUAUGAUGAUAGUAUAUCUAGUAAUACAAAUAUUUUUCAUUUUACAAAAUUAAAUGAUUCUGAUAAUCAAAUAAAUAACGAUCUCAUAUUUGAAAGGAAACCAGAAAAUGUUGAAAACCUGAAUGCAGAUCAUAGUCCUUCUGCUUCAACUAAUGGCACACAAUUUGUUAUUAAAUCAAGCUUACUAAAUAAGAAAAAAAAAAAAAAAAAUACUGAUGAUGAUACAGCAAAGGAAGUACCACCUCCUAAAACAGAUGCCGAAAUUCAUUGUAAUGAAAUAGUAAAUAAUACAAUAGAUAAUAUAUUAGAUAUAAUGAUCCAAAACUCUGGUUUUGGAAAUAUAAAAAUAUUAUUAGGAAUAUAUAAUUCUUUACAAAAUAAUAAAAAUUUUAAACUAAUUAAUUUUAAGCAUGUAUUUGAUAAAUAA
Plasmodium vinckei vinckei is the source of this 2088-nucleotide messenger RNA. Its product is annotated as conserved Plasmodium protein, unknown function. The coding region runs from base 1 to 2088 and encodes 695 amino acids. The transcript has a single exon. Lineage: Eukaryota; Apicomplexa; Aconoidasida; Haemosporida; Plasmodiidae. The record is from RefSeq and is a predicted model, not a curated record.